ACCACCCAGUCAGAGCUCGACACAGCCCAUUAGGAAAUCCCUGGAGGACGAGGAUAUAUAUCCCUACCCCAGAGCCGAGCACACUGAGGUGACAGGACGCCGCAGCCUUCCCCACACAAGGAGCAACGAGGUAGAAAAUGCUGAGCUGCAGGCUGCCAAGCGCUGGGCCUGAGGCCCCCGGGCCCUGUGUCCUCUGGAAGUUGCUGGGAGCGAUGCUCGUCUUGUGCCUGUGCAUGGUGUGCGCCUCUGCCUCCCCCACGCAGCCCGAGGGACACAAAGUGGCCGCAGAAAACUGCCAGUAUCGUGGCAAGCAUUUUAAAACCAGCUUCAAGGUGGAAGGGGAACCUGUGGUUCUGAGGUGCCCCCAGGUGCGGUAUUGGUUGGGGGCCUCUGCCAGGCCUCAUGUCAACAUGACGUGGCAUAAGAACGAUUCGGCUCCGGUGGCCCCAGGGAAGGACGGGCCACGAGUGUGGGUCCAGGAUGGCGCUCUCUGGCUGGUGCCAGCUGUGCAGGGGGACUCGGGCACCUACAUCUGCACUGUCAGAAACGCCUCUUACUGUGAUGAAAUGUCCAUUGAGCUCAGGGUUUUCGAGAACACAGAAGCGUCCCUGCCUGUCGUCUCUUACCCCCAGAUUCUAACCUUCGCGACCACUGGGUCCUUAGUUUGCCCUGAACUGAGUGAAUUCACCACCAACAAAGCUGACAUGAAGAUUCAGUGGUAUAAGGAUUCUGUCCUCUUGGAUGAAGACAACGAGAAGUUCUCGAGCGUGAGGGGAACGGCUCGCCUGCUGAUCCACAACGUGUCGGCGGCGGACGCGGGCUCCUACCGCUGCGCCCUGGCCUUCGGCCGCCGCGGCCGGCGCUACACCGUCACCAGGCACAUCCAGCUGCGCGUCAACAGAAAACAAGAGGAGACGAUCCCUGUGAUUAUCUCGCCGCACCAGACCAUACUGGCGUCGCUGGGGUCGACACUGGCAAUCCCGUGCAAGGUGUUUCUGGGAGCCGGCACACACUCGACCACCAUGCUGUGGUGGAUGGCCAACAACACCAGCGUAGACAGUGCCUACCAGGACGGCCGCGUGAGGGAGGGGCAGCGCCUGGAAUACUCAGAAAAUAAUGAGAACUACAUUGAAGUGCCGUUGAUUUUUGAUCCAGUCAUAAGAAAGGAUUUAACCACUGAUUUUAAAUGUGUUGUUCACAAUACGCUGAGCUUUCAGAUGCUGCAUACCACAGUCAAAGAAGCUGCCUCGUUCUCCUGGGGGAUCGCGCUGGCCCCCCUCUCGCUGCUCGUCUUGGUGUUGGGGGGAAUAUGGAUGCAUAGACGGUAUAAACACAGGACUGGAAAAGCAUAUGGUCUGACUGCAUUAAGGACUGGCCAUCAAGAUUUUCAAUCCUAUCCAAGUAAAAUAAAGGAAAUAAAAUAA
Molossus molossus (Pallas's mastiff bat) is the source of this 1424-nucleotide messenger RNA. RefSeq names its product interleukin 1 receptor type 2 (gene IL1R2). NCBI's taxonomy places the organism in Eukaryota, Metazoa, Chordata, Mammalia, Chiroptera, Molossidae. Bases 138 to 1424 code for a protein of 428 amino acids. The record is from RefSeq and is a predicted model, not a curated record. The transcript is spliced from 9 exons. Gene Ontology annotation, molecular function: interleukin-1 binding; interleukin-1, type II, blocking receptor activity.